Xylona heveae TC161 is the source of this 3564-nucleotide messenger RNA. Its product is annotated as glycosyltransferase family 2 protein. Gene Ontology annotation, molecular function: chitin synthase activity. Gene Ontology annotation, cellular component: cell septum; cell periphery. The coding region runs from base 1 to 3564 and encodes 1187 amino acids. The transcript is spliced from 3 exons. Lineage: Eukaryota; Fungi; Ascomycota; Xylonomycetes; Xylonales; Xylonaceae. The record is from RefSeq and is a predicted model, not a curated record.
AUGGCGAGCCCGCAGAAACCUGACCCGACCUCACCACGCCGGCGGCAGCAUCAUCACCAUCAUCAUCGGCAUCACUCUUCCGCCGCCUUGUCCCAUGGACGGUCUCGCAGUAACGAUGUGGAAGCUGGCGGUUACUCGCCGCCGAGAGGCUCUCGAAGAGACCCGUAUGCCUACCAACCUGCUUCUCCCGGCACACUUCCGGGUGACAGAGAUCCUAUUAUGAUGGCUUCAUCAGGACCGCCUGUUGAGCUGGGCCGGAAACGCAGCUUGAUACGACCGGAGCGGAACCGGAUUGACCGUGACCAUCCCAAUUAUCACUAUCGCCAGCACGCACAAAAUAUGAACUUUAUGCCCUCCACUACCGGUAAUGAUCCCUUAAUCGAUGAGCAUGAGGAGGAAGCUCUGAGUUCGACAAGCACUGAAAUGGCAAGCCUCAAUCGUCCAGGUCAAGCAGCUCCUGUUGGCGUGGCCUAUUCCGACAGCUCGCCUUCGAGAAGCGAUUAUGGGCAUCAAAGAGGGGAAAGCGAUCCUGUUCCACCUGGAAAAUUGAAAAGAAGAGAGAGGAAAAAACAGCAGAAACAGCAGGAGGCGGUAACCCCGCCCAGCCUAUGGAACAUCUACUGUCAUUUGAUCACUUUCUGGUGUCCGGAUGUUGUUCUAGGCUGCUUUGGAAUGCCCGCAAAGGCGCAAAAACGAGCAUGGAGAGAGAAAAUGGGUCUGAUCAGCAUCAUUCUCUUGAUUGGCACGUUUGUUGGCUUCCUUACUUUCGGAUUUACUGAAGUCGUCUGCGGGUCGGCGCCUGCACGUAUGAAGGUCAAUCAUGUUGAAGCCGGAUAUAUGAUUUUCCACGGCAGCGCCUAUGAUCUGUCCAAGUCGAAACAUCCUCCAGCUCGAGGAAUCCCUGAAAAUGCAAACGUGCUCUACGACCUUCCUGAGAAACACGGCGGGCAGGAUGGCAGCUUUCUCUUCCAGAACGUCAACGGAGCCUGUAAGGGCCUGAUUACAAAAGCCAAGGGGUCAGACGUUCCUUCGAAUUCGAAUGGCGAGCUGGCUUGGUAUUUCCCCUGCAACACAUUCAAUCAGGACGGCUCCAGCAAACCCAAUACGACGGAUCCAUAUUACCUAGGGUACGCUUGCCAUACAACAGCCAAUAGUCGUAAAGCAUUCUAUGAUCUCAAGAGCUCGGGGCAAGUCUACUUUACGUGGGAUGAUAUAAAGAAUUCCAGUCGGAAUUUGAUGGUUUACUCUGGUGAUGUUUUGGAUCUUGAUUUAUUACAAUGGUUCAACACAUCUGAAGUGUCAUACCCGGCACAGUUUGAUGACCUGCGCAAGAAUCCAGCCGUCCGAGGGACAGAUGUGACUCGAGCUUUUCAGGCCAGCUCAACCGACAAGCAUCUUGCCAGCUGCUUGACAGAGAUUAUCAGAGUGGGAUCUAUCGACACCGAGACUGUGGGCUGCAUUGCAUCCAAGGUUGUUCUUUAUGUGUCUUUGAUCUUUAUUCUCUCAAUCGUCGUAUCAAAAUUUGUUCUCGCAGUAGCCUUUGGCUGGUUUCUCAGUCGACGCUAUGUCGCAAAUGGGAUGGGUGUUUCUAAAAAGCGAAAUCAAGAAAUUGAAGACUGGACUGAAGAUAUUUACCAACCUCCGCCCAGAUAUGGCGAUACUAUGGUUGGCGGGCCAGAUAAGGGCGGCAAACGUGGCAGUACCUUACUUCCGAAGACGUCAAGAUUCACCAGCCCUUACGCUGUUGAGAAUGUCGCAAAGAAACAACGUCCUACGCCAACGACGAUGGCUAGCCAGAGCUCAACAGCUCGUCUCCUGGCCAAUCAGCCAAUGUAUAGCCAAACGGAUGGGAGUCAAGGAAAUUUGUCCGAUCCAACUAGCAAGCUCUCUCACGGCACAAGUAGGUCCAGCCUUAUGCUCUCACAAGCUCCGGAAACAAGAUUCUCUGCUCUAAUGAGCGAUGUGGAUGCGGUUGGCCCUACAGGGUUCAUUCACGAGAACGUCGUACCUCAACCCCCUCCAGAAUGGCAGCCAUUUGGAUAUCCCCUGGCUCAUACCAUUUGUUUGGUUACCGCAUAUUCCGAGGGUGUUGAAGGUUUACGGACGACGCUUGACUCGCUGGCCACUACCGAUUAUCCUAAUAGCCACAAAGCGCUCUUGAUCAUUUGCGACGGCAUCAUCAAGGGCCACGGAGAAACAAUGUCUACGCCCGAUGCUGCGUUGAGUAUGCUAAAAGAUCACGCUGUUUUGCCGGACGAAGUGCAGCCUUAUUCCUACGUUGCUGUGGCUGGUGGUUCAAAGAGACAUAAUAUGGCAAAAGUAUACGCUGGCUUUUAUGACUACGGAGAGGAUUCGGUCGUCCCUGCGGACAGACAACAGAGAGUUCCCAUGAUGGUUGUGGUGAAAUGCGGGACGCCCCAGGAAGCUGAGCAAGCUAAGCCUGGAAACCGAGGCAAGCGUGACAGCCAGAUCAUCAUCAUGUCAUUCCUUCAGAAGGUCAUGUUCGACGAAAGAAUGACGGAACUUGAAUACGAAAUGUUCAAUGGUCUUUGGCGCAUUACCGGUAUCAGCCCUGAUUUCUAUGAAAUUAUGCUCAUGGUCGAUGCGGACACCAAAGUUUUCCCCGAUUGCUUAACGCAUAUGGUUUCUGCUAUGGUUACUGACCCGGAGGUUAUGGGUUUGUGUGGAGAGACCAAGAUUGCGAAUAAGACUCAGAGUUGGGUGUCCAUGAUUCAGGUUUUCGAGUACUUUAUCUCUCACCACCAAGCGAAGUCGUUUGAGUCAGUGUUUGGUGGUGUCACCUGUUUGCCUGGCUGUUUCUGCAUGUAUCGCAUCAAAGCGCCAAAAGGAGGCCAGAAUUAUUGGGUUCCAAUCUUGGCCAACCCCGAUGUGGUCGAGCAUUAUUCCGAGAACGUCGUCGACACUCUUCACAAGAAGAAUCUUCUCCUUCUGGGUGAGGAUCGUUAUCUUUCGACUCUGAUGUUGAAGACAUUCCCGAAGCGGAAGCAAAUUUUUCUUCCUCAGGCCGUCUGUAAGACUGUCGUACCGGACAAGUUCAUGGUGCUUCUCUCUCAACGCCGACGCUGGAUUAAUAGUACGGUGCACAACCUCAUGGAACUUGUGUUGGUCAGGGACCUGUGCGGGACGUUUUGCUUUAGCAUGCAAUUUGUCGUCUUCAUUGAAUUGAUUGGCACGCUGGUCCUACCCGCUGCCAUCUCCUUUACCGUGUAUCUGAUCGUCAUAUCCUUUGUGAGGAAGCCAGUUCCUGUCAUUCCGCUUACGCUCCUCGCACUCAUCCUUGGACUUCCUGGUAUUCUGAUUGUACUGACAGCGCAUCGGCUGUCUUACAUCUUGUGGAUGUUGAUUUAUUUGAUUUCUUUACCAAUCUGGAACUUUGUCUUGCCGACAUAUGCCUAUUGGAAGUUUGAUGAUUUCAGUUGGGGAGACACCCGCAAGACGGCGGGAGAGACGAAGAAGGGGGAUGGUCACGAUACUGUUCAAGGCGAGUUUGACAGCAGCAAAAUUACAAUGAAGCGAUGGGCCGACUAUGAACGAGGUGAGUGA